GGCAUUGUCAUCUAUAAGAAGUUUUAGUUCUAGUUUUUUGUUUUCCUUAUUUUUAAGUUAAUUACUCAUAAUGUUAGCAAAUUAAUAAAAUUAGGAUGACAAUGGAAAGGAGGAUUAAGUUAAAAACACUCAAUAGUCACAUCACAUGUAAAAUUUGCCGCGGAUACUUCAUCGACGCGACUACGGUUACCGAGUGUCUUCAUACGUUCUGUAAGAGUUGUCUGGUGAAGCACUUGGAAGAAAAUAACACAUGUCCAACAUGCAACAUUGUGAUCCACCAGUCCCAUCCUCUGCAGUACAUAAGCUUUGAUAGGACCAUGCAGGAUAUUGUUUAUAAAUUAGUGCCCGAUUUACAGGACAAUGAAAUAAAACGUGAGAGAGAUUUCUACAGAGCGAAGGGGCUGCCGUGUCCAAAGGAUGCAGCGCUUGCAGCAGACAAACCUGGAGCUGGUGAUGAGCCUGAACAACCUGAUAACACUGACUGUCAUAGGAAAGAUGAACAGGUGAAUGUUUGCUUGGAGUGCAUAUCAACAUCUCUGCGUACAUUAAAGCGCAGCUUCAUCAGAUGUUCAGCACAGGCGACUAUAACACAUCUCAAGAAGUUUAUAGCUAAGAAAGUGCUGAGUGGAAUUGAGAAGUAUAGAGAAAUUGACAUACUCUGCAAUGAUGAGUUACUGGGCAAAGAUCACACGCUGAAGUUUGUGUAUGUAACGCGCUGGCGGUUCCGCGACCCCCCGCUACGGCUGCAGUAUCGACCUAAGAUAGACUUGUAAAUAUGCAUUAGUUACGACAAUAUUAUGUUAAAUGCGAUUUUAAUUAUACACUAGGUUUCCUUGAUUAUACCAAUUAAGAUCAAAGAAUCCAACAUUUUUACCAUUGGACCUUUUGAUUGAGUCUAACGGUCCAACAGGAAACAACUACAAUAUGAUAUACAGUAACAUGUUAAAGCGCCUAUUUAUUUAUACUGUGGUAAUUGUUUACUAAAGAGAUGUAUGAAAAUCAAUUUGUUUGUGUCCUAUUAAGUUAUAUAUCACAUAAAAAUAUUGUAAUAUCAAAAUCUGUAAUAAUCUAGAAAUUAUUUACAUGAACAAACUAUUAGGCAGUACAAUUGAAUUAAAACUUAUUUACUUUAAAUCCUUAGUCAGCCAUCUCCUGUUGGAGGGUAGCGAUCAUCAUGGUAUCUUAAACUGGGCACUGUAUCUGUAAAUGAGUAAAUGGGAAAUAUAUGCUCUUAUUACUUUCAAUUAUUUACAUGUAUAGUUGAAUCUGGAUAAGCUAGAAAACUCUUUAAGCGAGUCAUGGUCCAUUGGUGUCGUCAAUCCAUGGUCCAUGGAUUUUAAAAUCGCAUUAUAACAUAUAAGAGGGUAUGGAAUGCCCUAAAUAUGGAUACCAUUUUGUACUAGUAUUUAAUUAUCACCAAAAGUGAUGAAAAUUUUUAUACAUUUAGAUAAUAAAAUGUUUUAAUCGAAUAUUAUAUUUCGUUUCAUGUAUAUUUUAGUUAAAUAUAUAAUUUAAUAAUAGUCAAUUUUCGUCCAAAAUACCAUGUCCAAUAAUAUGUUUGUCAAUUUAAUUCCCGGACAUUUUCUAUAUGUAAUUUUUUUUUGGCAUAUAUCAUAUAUGUACAUAUAAUCUACAAUUGUAUGUGCAAUCUGUGAAAUUAAUUAUUAUUUUAUGAAUGAAAUAUUUUUAUG
This is a messenger RNA of Papilio xuthus (Asian swallowtail), 1691 nucleotides long. It is a transcript of the gene l(3)73Ah, whose product is annotated as polycomb group ring finger 3-like lethal (3) 73Ah. The record is from RefSeq and is a predicted model, not a curated record. The coding region runs from base 96 to 773 and encodes 225 amino acids. Lineage: Eukaryota; Metazoa; Arthropoda; Insecta; Lepidoptera; Papilionidae. The transcript is spliced from 5 exons.